Molecule: messenger RNA, 1427 nt
Organism: Coprinopsis cinerea okayama7#130
Lineage: Eukaryota; Fungi; Basidiomycota; Agaricomycetes; Agaricales; Psathyrellaceae
Product: mu-adaptin 3
Exons: 10
Coding region: 12-1427 (471 amino acids)
Biological process (GO): endocytosis; intracellular protein transport
Cellular component (GO): clathrin adaptor complex; cytoplasmic vesicle
Source: RefSeq, a predicted model, not a curated record
ACGUCUGGCCAAUGGGUAUCGACGGUCUCAUCUUACUAGACAGCGCUGGCCGAUCCAUUAUUCAGUCAGGGUUUCGUUCGACCACAUCCACUUACCCCUUCCUCCAUGUCGAGGCUUUCAAUGCCGCCGCUGCGAAUGCCCAGCGACCUACCGAUAUUGACUCAGUGAUAUACGUUCAGCAUCCAACGAACGUGGACAUUCCGAGCGCGUGUUGCCAUGUCUCUGUUGGCGAUUUGAGGAUAUUGUGUCCAAUCAGUGGGAAUGUGGACCCACUGGUUGGAUUCUCCUUCUUGAGGACGUUUAUCGACAUACUGCAAGAAUACUUUGGUGACGUUUCAGUGGUGACCGUCAAGGAGAACUUUGAUAUUGUCUAUCAGCUCUUGGAAGAGAUACUCGACUCAGUAGGCCACCCAUUGACUACAUCACACAACGCCCUACGCGAUAUCGUCCUCCCGCCCUCGCUCCUCACCAAGCUUUUGAAUGCAGCUAGCGCCAAUCUGGCAGCCAUUGGUGCUGGAGGCACAGCUCCUGGUCUACACACGGCAGCGCACGGUCCUUUCUCCUCACCAAUACCUUGGAGAAGAGCGGGUGUUAAGUAUGCCAGUAAUGAAAUCUACUUUGACAUGGUGGAAGAGCUGCGGGCGAUCGUGAAUAAACAUGGCGUUCCGUUGUCAAGCAAUGUUUUCGGCCAGAUCGAAGGGAAUUGUCGACUUUCAGGAACGCCAGACUGCCUUCUCACCUUUUCCAACUCACAAGUUCUCGCCGACUGCGCCUUCCACCCAUGCGUGCGAUUGCAGCGGUGGUCGAAAGACAGGGCACUAUCGUUUAUUCCACCUGACGGCCAUUUCGUGUUAGCCGAAUACCGAUUUGCUCCCAACGCCGGAAACUCUGCCUUGCGAUUUGGAACCUCCUCGACGACUGCGGUCAAGGACCAAAUUCCAAUGCCAUUUGUGAUGAAGGCAAGGUUCGAGUUCGACGGCAACAAUGCAACAUUUGAAAUAUCGUUCACCUCACGGCUUACCACUCGCGUAAACGAGAAUGUUUCCCUGGAGAACAUCUCGGUGGAAUUGAAUCUAGGAGAAGGGGUACAUGGGAUCAAGUGUGUCGCUUCCCGCGAAUCGGGAGGCCUUGGGCGCGGAUUGUCGGUGGAGACGUCAACGGCAUCUUGGAGCUUUGACCAAAAGAAAAAGGUACUUCGCUGGGAAAUUCCUCGUGCCCCUCCAUCAACACACUGGACCUUGCAGGGUUCCUUCACUGCUCCGACUGCCCCUCCGAGACCUUCGCGGGCGAUGCAGAUUCGCUUCGAGAUACCAUCGCGCACGUUUUCUCAACUGAAGGUCGAACAACUUAGGAUCACUGGCGAGGGGUAUAAACCUUACAAAGGCGUCAGGGGACGCUCAUGUGCUAACGUCGAAUGGAGAUGGUAA